Messenger RNA from Malaya genurostris, 19529 nucleotides. Its product is annotated as RNA-binding protein asd-2. The record is from RefSeq and is a predicted model, not a curated record. Gene Ontology annotation, cellular component: nucleus. Gene Ontology annotation, molecular function: mRNA binding. The transcript has 11 exons. Lineage: Eukaryota; Metazoa; Arthropoda; Insecta; Diptera; Culicidae. Gene Ontology annotation, biological process: regulation of alternative mRNA splicing, via spliceosome. The coding region runs from base 1750 to 3057 and encodes 435 amino acids.
GCGUUUCGGAUGCAGUUAAGCGAAGUUGGCCAACAUCCGACUGUUGCCCACAAAAAGGACUGAAAAAAGUGACCAAUCUAUUGCCAGCUAGAACCGGUCCUGUGCCAUACCGUGGUGUGUUUUGGUUACUGGCCUGAGGCUUGACGGAAGUGUGUUGCUGUUUUUUUUUUCACCUCAACCUGCAGAGCGAAAGGCGGUUUUGCGGGAAAAGCGUUUUACUAUUUUUUUUUGUCGUUUGCCGCGUCGUUCGUCUUCGCGAAAAGGUUGCCCCAUUUGCUCCAGCUGUUUUGUGUGGAAAUUUUCCCGAGCAAGCAAAGCGCACGGCAAAAAGGAAAUUGAUUUAUACACUGCUAAGGAAGCAAGUUCCGUCCCUCUGGGUUCGCGUGUCCGACUUGCAGUGAAGGGGAUUCUCGGAAGCGGAAGUGAAAUAGGGAAAACAUCCCGAGCUGGUUGGGUGUAAAGUGGUAAUUUUUGUGUUUGCUGUUCGCCGAAUUCCGACAGUGCCCUCAGCGCCCCGCACGCCGGACAGUGAAAACUAGGCCAAAAGUGGCUGCAGGUAGUUCGCGGAUGUGUCGGCGUGUUUGUGUUUAGGUGCUCACUUGCCGAAACGUGCAAAAAAGUCGGUGAAAUUUACGCCCGGUCGGUUUGUCUGUUCGGCACAGGUGAAACGAUAACGGAAGCAACAACUGGAAUAACUAACGCUCCAAAGUGCGCUCUUGUGUGACGUGACUAGCGACGUGGCAUCGUCUCCGUGCGGAACUGGGCCAUAGUUUUCGGGUCGAAGAAAGCGCACCCUGGAGGUUACCUGAGCAGUCUUCGAACGGCCAGUGACAGCCACUUGGAAUUGCAUCGGUUGAACUUUUCAUCGGAAUCGAACAAAAACUGUGCUAAGCCUGAAAAACAAAAUACCAAACAGCUGGUGAAGAAAACCACACACUGAACGAAACUGGUAAACGAUAGUUCAGUCAUCAUUGGCGGCCGGAUCGUAACCGUUGGAGGCAACCCAGGCACCCCAGGUACCCUCUCCCCCUGCACAUACGUAAACUCCCGGUCGUUCCCGACUUGUAUAAUGAUGUUAAAGUUUUUCCACCUUACCGCGACGUGCUACUGAAGCAGCAAUCGUCAGCCUUGGGACGUGACUGGAACCGGUGUUGCUGGGAAAGUUUUCGGUAGUUCAGUCCCCCUUUCGGACUAAACUGCCCCGUAAACGAAGGGUAACUCUAAUAGGUGUGCAAUUAAUGUCGAACACUUGAUUGCCGCGCUUUUUUUCCGUCGCAGAUCAAAGCAGGCUAAUUAGAUCUGGCUACUGUGUUUGUUGCCAUCAUCACCAUCACCAUCACCACCACCACCACCACCAACGGUGCGUUUGUCCUGACGGUUGGACAGUGAGGAAUUAGUGGUGACCCACACUCACACACACAUACGCACGCGGUCGUUUGUGUCGGACGUUUGUGGGUAAGCCGAUUCGGUCAGUUUGCGGAAAGGACGUGAAAUUAAAUUCGGUUUCAAGUUACCAGAAAAAAAAGUGCUCGUAGAAUUUCCAUCCGUUUUUUUUUUGUUGCGAUUGUGUAUUCGGUAUUCGGAAGCAUACGGUUCGCGGUAGGCCCGACGCGACGGUCGGAGUAAGAAGGUGGUAACCAGUGUCAAUCAGAGUAAUCGUAAAACCGCGAAACACCUGCCGACCGCAGAAUUUUCUGACUGGGGCAGAGAGAAAAAAAUUGAAUAAAAUUAAACCAGGACCCCACAAUAAUGGAAAUACCGACGAUAAUGGAUGGGAUGCUGAAAACGACGCUGGUCCUGCAUGAGGACCGGUCCUCGAGGAACAGUAAUAGUAGCUCAGGUUCCCCCUCGAUGCUGCACGAAAAGAAGAAAAUGCUUGACAUCACCCGAGACAAACCGAUCAAAAUUGCCGUCCGGGUUCAGGUGCCAGUCAGGGAUCAUCCCAAGUUCAACUUUGUCGGCAAGCUUCUCGGUCCAAAGGGAAAUUCCCUAAAGCGGCUCCAGGAGGAAACGAUGUGCAAAAUGGCAGUUCUUGGCAAGGGUUCAAUGCGAGAUCGAAAGAAGGAAGAGGAACUGCGACUCAGUGGCGACCCACGGUAUGCGCAUCUCUCCGAGGAUCUGCACGUCGAGAUUUCAACCUACACAGCACCGGCGGAGGCACACGCCCGCAUCGCCUACGCCCUGGCCGAGGUCCGACGAUUUCUGGUGCCGGAUUAUCACGACGACAUCCGACAGGAGCAAAUGUGGGAAAUGCAAGCGCUCAACUCGGCACAAACGGGAUCUAACGGAACCAAUGGCAACUGCAAUGGAGUCGCCCUAAGCAACGGCCACAGUACCAACGGAAUGUCGGUGAACGGGAACGGGACACUGAACGGGUGUAAUUCGGACAUGAUGCAGCAGGAUUCUAGCGGCACGGCAACGAUUCCAGGCUCGGAAGUCACCAACGGUCAGUCCCAGCAGAAUGCUUCUUCUUCCGCUGGCAUCGUCGCCUGCACCAACGGUACUCAUCUACAUCAAAACCUUCAUCAUCAACAGCAACAGCAGCAGCAGCAGCAACAGCAACAUCAUCAUCAUCAGCCCCAUCAUCACCCUCAUCAUCCGUUCCUAGGAAGCAGUGCGGCCGACGCAGUGGCAGCUGCCACCUCCGAUCUCAGCAACCUGAUGCCGGUGGAUGUCAACAUGACGACUGCCAAUCAUUUCGUGAAUUCCCUGCCAACCACAGACAUCGAAGCUCAGGCACUGGCUUUCGUGGAAUCUGCCAAUGCAUUUCUGCACCCGGCACUGCGAGGAGUCAAAACAGUGAGUUUAGCCCGGAAACGGCCAUUGCUCGGGGGACCACGGUCUAGCAUGAACCCAACGAAGCGAACCGUGAUGACACUGAUUGCCCGGGCCCGGACGGCCCAGGCAAUGCACGGAGGAAGCCGAUCGGCCGGUCCCACCAUCGGAGAACCGAUCCAGGUGAUUACGUCGCCCCUGAUCCUGCAACCGCAGCUGGACCUGUUGCAGACCAAUGGAACCGGUUCGACACAGAAGGAAAACAUUCUCCAGGGAGCUUAAAACUCUGAACCAAACCCGCUUUCAAAAAAAAAAAUGGACGGACACUGCUUUCUACGUGUUAGGAGUGAGAUACUAGAGGCACAUUUUCUACAAACGGCAACAGAAGCGGCUGAUCGAUGCGACGCACGGAAAGGGGACCGUAGCUAAGCAAAAAGAGAAGUAAUAAUAAAAAAAAAUCACACCCAUUUAACACACCAAGCUUAGUAAUUAUCACACACUUUCGUACACUCACAAGAAAAUGGCACCAACGAGAGCUGUCAAGUAAUAAAACUCACCAAAAACGGUUCAGGUUUCAGAAACAACAAAUAGACAAAAUGAAAACCAAAAAGCAUUGGAACGCAGCAAGCGUCAGCAUCAUCACAACGACAAACAAACACACACACAUACGCAUACAACCGAAUGGACCCAAAAUGGGACACAAACUACAGUUUUGUUUUAUUCUGAAAUGUUGAAAUUAGCCAGAGCAGGCCAUGGCUGCUGGCAAGUUGUUGCGAAGAAAAGCAAAGUGAGAAUAGAAAGCAAAAAAAAAACAGAAAAGUGUGGCCAUAAAAGUUGUGACGGAAGCCCAAACCGGAAGUAAAUAUUUUUAGAUGUUAGCACCGACGAAUAAGUUUAAUACUGUGGUUUUAGUUUAAGUUUGAAUCGACCAUUUUAAACACAGAGACGUAAGUAUUUUAACAUGAAAGCGACAAAACUAUUCAAACCAAACGAAUACAAAAAGAAAAUAAAUCUAAUUAUAACGUUAUCAAAGGUAAACAUUUGCAUUUUAUAAAGAUGGUAUAACCUGGUAUCUUUUAUACUCGUGCAUAGAAACAAAAAUAAAAACAAGUUAAACAAUCGCUGAAGUGAAGGAUAUAAACAAAAGAAAAAAAACACCUGCUUUUCAAAGACACACGAUUGACAUGAAGUAAACAAUUUUAUAAUACAACAAUAACUCAAUGUAAAUAACCAAAGAAACUUAGCGAAAUUCAGCAAUUGUAAACGCACCAUUUAAACAAUUAAAUUGAUACCGAUUUGUGUUACGUUUUGGUAGUGUGAACUGUGCCAAGUAAACGAACAGACCAAACUCAAUGUUACUCACUGAUCUUUACGAAUGGAAUUUGAAAUGCUAAUAAUCAAUCAUAAACGUAAAUUACACAUUCGUAGCACCUAAAAAAAAAGACAUUGUCGUAAGCAAAACCUAAACCAUCGAAAAUGAGACCAACUGACGCGGUCUAAGCUUAAACAAACAAACAAAAAAAAACAGAAGAUCAAAUAUAAUCUCUCGGUGUGAAUUGAAAAGGUAUCAUUUUUUUUUUGCUAAAUCAAAGUGUUAUUGCUUAAACAACCCCAAACGCUAAUAAUCGUAGUCAUAAAACGGAACGGAAUAAUCAGGACAAAAGCCGAACCGAAAAAACGACGGAUGGCAGCAUCCGUCGUGGGGCCGAGAAAUUAAACAAACAAACAACCGAAAAGCCCUGGGAUCGGCCGGAAUCGAGGGCAGAAGAAUCCAGAGCACAAAUUUUUACGACCGACGGAAGGAUAAUGAGCGAAUGGGGUAUGAAAGGAGGACGAAUAUGGAUACAACAGUCCGGAACGAUUUCCCGUGUUUCCAUUUUCGGCGUAGAAAUGGCGGUUCUUACCUUUCUCAUAGAUGGAAUGGAUCGUUGUUUGACUGUCAUCACCGAAUCGGUGUGACCCGCGGAUGUGCUCGCUUUUUUUCGCUGCAGAACAGAAAUAUCUUUUCCGCGGAAGUGGCUCGGUUUUUGUAUUCAUUUUUUUUUAUUCGAAUACGGAUUUUGAAAUAGCAUGCAAACUUUAUUCUACUUUUUUUUGUCUCUCAAAAUUUAAUCACCCAUCCGCUAGUAUCCGGAUUAGGGACGACGGACACUGGACGGGCGUGGAUCCACCUGGUGCAGAUAAACAACAGGAACGGUCCCGACAACGGUAGCUCCGAUCGUCAUCAUCGGAUGGGGGGUGGGGUGAUGUUUGGCGACAAACACGUGCUUUAGGAGAGUCCCGAUUUAUUGCGGACCGAGAGACACGACCGGACCCGGAAAACAAAUAUUAUGAUUUUUAUCCCGUGUGACAAUUCCCCACCCGUGAUUGGCACGUUUUUCCACCGUUGAACGGGGCAAGGUGGUAAACGAUUCUGCAGAUGAUAUUGAAGCAGAACGAUGAACGGUUGUCAAAACCGGAAAAUAUGGCAACGUCGUAAAACGACGGAUUCCUUCCCCCUUGAUUAUCAGUGCUGUUAUGACUUUCGGAACCCGCACCCCCGGUGCUGGGUCGCCCGUCGAUGGGGAUGGGGACUUCCUGUUUGUAGCUCGUAGUUGAUCAUAGUCAAAAAAGGGGAAAUCGUAAAGUUUCAUUGAGCUGUGGAAUCUUAAAUUGGACUGUUACUGCUCUGGAAAGAUUUGGUGAGACUGCAUAGGCUGUUAUUGUUGAUUUUGGGAAUAUUUAGCGCAAGUAUCGCACUGUUGAACGCGCUGCUUUAUCUGAUCAUUUAUUCCGGGCCAAAACACUGUGUCUCGCGCCAGUUUGGUGGUGGCUUCGAUACCCGAAUGAGAUCGAUGUAACUUUUCAAGAAUUUCCUUUCGGAAAUUUCGAGGAAUAAAAAUCCGAUCGUUGCGCAAAACUAGUCCAUUCACGGUGCUUAGUUCGUGUUUGUACUUCCAGUAUACAUGGAUGUUUGCUGGCACUUCGUCAUAUCUUUUUGGCCAACCGUUGAUAAUGAAGCCGGCAAUCACUUGCAUUUCCGGAUCCUGUUGGGAUUCUGAUCGUAUUUCAUUCACUCGUUCGUCUGAUAUGGGUAGAUGUUCCGUGAUGUUUAUAUGUUCUACAUCUAGUGCAUAGAUUUCGAAGUUCUCACAAUUGCCUACAUCACUCGGUGUAAUGGUUGCUCUUGACAACAUAUCUGCUAUGAUGACCUCUUUACCUGGAGUGAACCUCAAAGCUGUCUGGUAUCUCUGUAAACUCAACACCAUUCUUUGGAUUCUUAGUGGUCAACGGUUUCUGAAAAAUCUUGAUAAGCGAUUGGUGAUCAGUUUGUACCGCAACAGGUUUGCCGAGAAUGUAUAUUUCGAAUCUGCGACAAGCAAACAGGAUCGCCAAGGUUUCUUUCUCGAUCUGUGCAUAGCGACGCUCAGUAGCACUAAGGGUCCUUGACGCGUAGACGGCUGGCUACCCUUCUUGAAGGAGCACCGGGUCAAAAUAUCGAAGGAUGGGAGCAGAUGUCACUUGUUGUUUUAGACUGCUGAAAGCUUCUUCUUGUUCACUAGACCAAACCCAUGGUUCUUUCUGGUAUGUCAGUCUUCGCAAAGGUUCGGCUACCGAGGAGAGGCUUGGAAGAUACCGAGCAAGGUAUGUUAUCGUUCCAAGAAAACGUUGCAUGGAAGGUACGUCUGUCGGUUCCGCCAUUUUAAAAAUACCAUUAACUUAGUCAGGAUCUGGUUUAAUACCAGACGACGUUAGAAUGUGACCAAAAAAUCUCACGCUCUCUUGGCAGAGUUUGAUUUUUUCUGGAUUCAGCCUUAAAUGUUUUUCCUCCAUUCGUCUCAGAAAAGCUUGCAGGUUUUGAUUAUGAUCCACCAUUGCUUCCGCUACGGUAUCACCACAACCGAAAAUCAUGAAAUCAUCCAUUAGUUCUCGUACGUUUCGCAGUCCUUGUAUUGCUUCGUGUGCUUUCAACUGAAAAAUCUCGGGUGCUGGAGCUAUUCCCAUUGGCAUACGAAGCCAUUUAAAACGACCAAAUGCUGUCCAACAAGUAGUUAACCUCGCACUUUCUUCGUCGAGAGACACCUGCCAAAAACCCGAUUUGGCAUCGACAGUUGUAAAAACUUUUGCAUUCGCCAAUUCCGGAAGCAGCUCAUCUAAAGUCAGCAUUUGGUAGUGCGGUCUUUUGAGCACCUUGUUUAGUAAAAUUGGAUCGAUACAUACCAAAUUGCUCACCCAAUCCGUAUGCUGAUUCUCUUCCGCUAUACUGCCUUCUUGUUCCAUCUCCGCCAACACUUGGCGAAGCUCCUCCCUAAGGUUCACAGCUAUGCGUCGAGGAUGCUGCACCACCGGUGCAACGUUUUGGUCUACCUCCAAAUGCACUUUACCAUCCAGUUGUCCUAAUCCUGAGAAAACGUUUGGAUGUUGCUUUAGGAUUCGUUGAGCUGUUAGUUUAUGAUCUUCCACUAUCGAUGAACACAAUUGGAUCAGCUUCAAGUGAAGACAUGAUUUCAACGAUAGAAUCGGUUCUAAUUCGAAAUUCACGACGUGGAAAACUGCUUUGUAUCGGAUACCAUCGUGUUCACAAUCAAUAACUGUUCUCCGCCGAUCACUUUCAAUGUGGCUUUAUUAUUGUCUAGCUGUAAUUUUCUGGUUGCCAGCAUUUCCAUGGCGUUCCGUUUACCGAUCACGUUACAGGACGCUCCAGUAUCUAAUAAACAUCGUUUUGGCUUGCGUUGAUUAUUGACAUCGAAGAAAAUAAUGUUCGCCUUUAGUAGUGUUUCGUCACUUUGAUUUACUCCGUACAAAUACUGGCACAGUGAAAUGGAUUCCUCGUCACUUUCCUGCUCGCGAUGCUCACUUCGCUGUUCUUCGACGUUGUAGAGUUUUUUCUUUUGCUGCUUGGCUUGGGUGGUCAUUCCAGAUCCUGAUGGUUUGCAUUGUUCCUUUUUCUUCUUGCACGCAAUCUCAUAGCCACAAGUUAAAAAUUCUUCUUGCUUCUGAUCCGAGGGCGGACUUAAAGGUGGCUACUUUGAUACGUUCGUCCAGCUGCUCAACUCCUGAUGCGAUAAGGUACGUUUCGAACUCAUCCUUCCAUAUAUUGACAUUUUCCCGGAGGUUUCCGUUUGUUUUCAAUGGCUCCGGAAAAGGGAUGCUGCUGUUGAUAAUCGGCCGAGCUACAGCUUGCUGCUGUUCACCUUGUUCCAUUUCUCCGAUUUGUGUACUAAUUGUAUCGAUAGUUUCCAAUUUCGCAAAUGACUGUUUCGAGACUAUUGCGCAGUUAAAAAAUACCCGUUAUCUGACACCAUGUUAUAAUGCGUGUUGUCUACUCGAAGGGUGGGUAAAAACUGUUUAUUUCGGGUUCCGUUUUAAGCGGAUACAAUGUGGAGGGGAAAUAUAAGUGAGAGUUACAAUAUGGUAUAAAAUAAAGGUAAAGGUUAUCAACUGCAGUAGUAUUGAUACAAACGUGUGAUAAUCGUCUAACACUGAGUCCACUCAAAGAUAGAAAAAGUCACAGAGAAGAUGUUUUUUUGUGCUUGAGUGGAAGGUAAAGACAGAGCGGGAAGACCGGUGUGUGUGAUGCACAGAGAAGGAGCAAGACACUGUACAAUCGUAUGAGUAAUGUCAACAAUGAAUCUUCCAUAUGGUUGAAAAAUAAACAAACCAGUUUAUUCUGCUUAGAAUAGCAAUUCGAAAAAAGCGAAAAUCUUAUUCUAAAACUUUUCCGUUUUUCUGAAAACUGCUCGUGAAAAAUUAUUUAAGUUUCAGCUUACCUUAUUUCAUCCAAAAAGUCAUGCUUAAUAUUUGUUUGAGAAUAAAUCAUUGCUAAAAGAGAUUGUUUUAGACUCAAGCCACUUUGAUAAAAUGGUUGCACUGCAUAAAUAACACAUGGAUCAAUAAGUCCCGAGACUAAAGCAGAGAUGGCGCUCGUAGUAAACCAGUAACCACGUUUUUCUAGAGUACUAACCUUUGCUUGAAACGGGACAAAAUUUUAAGUCGAUCCGACCAGAAACAGCUGAGUUAUCGAGGUUGGAGUAAAGUCGUUUUGUAGUUUGUUUAAAAAAUGGAAAAAAAACGAGUUUCGUGUUUUGAUAAAACAUUGUUUUUUAACGGGUAAAAACACCGUGCAAGCGAAACAAUGGAUUGAAAAAAAAUAUCCGGACUCUUGUCCAUCAAAAGCAACGAUUUGUCGGUGGUUCGCCGAGUUUAAACGUGGUCGUACCGACACAAAUGACGCGGAACGCUCGGGUAGACCUAUGGAAACCGUUACACCGGAAAAUGUGAGUGAAGUGACAAAAAUUAUAAUAAAAGAUCGUAAAGUGAAGCUCCGUGAGAUUGCUGAGAUGACACAGAUAUCAUAUGGAAGUGUAUUUACUAUCCUUCAUGAAAAAUUGAGCAUGAAAAAGGUUUUUUCCAAGUGGGUGCCGGGAUUGCUUUCGAUGGAACAAAAACAGCCUGCCACAAGUCGAUGAAAACAAUGGCGAAAUUGAACGAAUUGGGCUUUGAUCUGCUUCCCCACCCCCCAUACUCGCCAGAUUUAGCCCCCAGUGACUACUGCCUUUUUGCUGAUCUUAAAAAAAUGCUCCAGGGAAAAAGAUUUGGCUCAAAUGAGGAGGUCAUCGCUGAAACUGAAGCUUAUUUUGAAGCGAAAGAUAAUUAUAUAUAUUAUAUAUAAACAUGGUAUUGAAAAAUUGGAAAAACGUUGGAACCAUUGUAUCACACUAAAAGGUAAUUAUGUUGAUGAAUAAAAAAAAAUUUGCAAAAAAAUGUUGUUUUCAUUGUUAGUCUCGGGACCAUGUGUUAAAUGUACACGCUCAUUCAAUGUUACUCUCCAUUGAGUAAUUUGUACUCACUUUUGCUUAUUUAAUUCAAAUGUCAAAAAGUGAGUAAUACUAAUUAAGAAGACUGAGUAACUUCUACUCAGUUUUUAAAUUGACAACAAGUUUUACUCACAGAGCUUUGACAACGUUGUGAGAAAAUUUACCUUCACUGAACUUUUCCCUUUGUCGGAGGCGGAACCAUAUUAUAAGGGCACAUUAUCGAAAUGCUUACUAUACACAUCAAAGCAAUUCGCGCAGGUUGAAGACGGUAAGAAAGUGUUCAGUCAUAUAGCAAGUAUUUUAAUUAUUUUUCUAUAUAAGAAUACAUCAAAGCAUUUCUACGAAUGCUGUACAAAAUGCCAGUACGUGGGCAACGUAGGAAGGCAUACGGAUUCUUUCCAAUGGCCGAUGAACAGGUAGCGGCUUCCUUCAUUCGUUGAAUAGAAGUAAGUCAGUAUUUGUUUAAAGCAAAAGAUUCCUUAUUCAAUUCGAAUGAUAUUGAGUAAUAUUUACUCACUCGAGCUACUUUUCCCAUUUGUAGCACUGAGCAAAUGUUACUUAGAAUUUGACAAAUACCAUAUUUGCUCAAAAGUGAGUACUAUAGAAUAGUUCCACUUUUAACGAAAGUAAGUGAAAUUGUACUCACUUUAGAGUAACAUUGAACGAGCGUGUAUAGAUCUAUUUUUUUUUAUAAAAGAUAUUUUUAUUCAGGCCUAUUUGCGUACAAGCUUUACGUGGCCGAUUGAGCUGAGUUUUUAGCUAAAAAUUUUUUCGUAUUGGAUCUCGUUGUCACCCUUUUUCUAGGGGGAGAGGAGCUUCCAUUUCCCUCCUGCGAGGAUUGAGAGGCAGUUUGUUCGUGGUUCGUCUCGUCAUCCAUUGCCGUGGUAUUGUUGUUGAUUUCGUUGCUAGUUGCUGUAGAUGCGCCUUGUUGUACAUUGUUUGCAGUUGCUGGUUGGUUGGAUGGUAAGCUGUUAACUGCAGCUGGUGUACUUUGUUCUAUAGGGGAUACGUUGGAUGGUUGUUGGUGACUGUCACAGGUGUACCGGAGUUGCUUGGGGUUGGUGUGAAGAAAGCACCGUUGUCCUUUGGUGUGGUUGUCUCCUUGUCCAGUUCAUCGCAUGGCUUACCGUAGUGAACAGUUUUUUGGCAAUAUUGACAUGUGGCCAUCUGAUUGUCAUAAGUAACAAAUGAUUUGCACGGGAUUCUUGUAUCCUGACCGAAAGUCACAUAAGAAGGUAUAAGCCUCUUCAAGCGCAUGGGUAACAAACGUACGCCAUUUUGAAAACCGAGGAAAAAGUUAUUCCACUUUUCUUUUUCGAUGGAGAGAAUGUCUUCGUAUUGGGACAUAGUUUUUCGAAUUUAAGGAUCGAUGACGCUUGAGGAAAGAUCAUGCACACGCACUUCUAUAGCACUAUCUUCCAUAUACACUGGAAUGUUGUACUUGAUAUAUUCAUGCUCCACAUAGUGCACAUUAUUAUUGUCUUUAGCGAAUUGAAUUGCAUCCAACUCUUUAUAAAACUGGAUGUAAAUAACAUUGUUUGUCUUAUUGCAUUGAAGUAAAUGCACACGUUUAAUGUCAAUUUGCAUUUGCUCUUUAGGCAAACCUUAAAGUUCUCGUAUCGAAGGUUAAAUUUUGCACUGCCUGAAGUCAACAACAAUUGUAUUCCUUCGUGUCGGCGGUAGCUUUUAUUCGUUUGGUUCACUCAUUUCGAGAUAGUUCUAUUGUUCACUACACAAUACUGUAUUUGGUUUCUUCUGUCCCGAACGUAAGCGGUUUUGUUUUAUCGACUGACUUGGAUGAGAUAUUAUGAAAGCGAACUGUGUAUAGAUUUAUGACAUACGUACCAAAUGAAAUGUACGUAAUACACAAAUUACCAACACAAGUAAGCUUGGUUUACAUUUGAUCCUGAAUAGAAGAUGCAACGUGUUAUGAAACCUGAGCCUUGAGCGGCUUAAGAAUCAAGAGUAAACCAACCAUUUUAUUUGGUACGUAUGCCAUAGUAUUCAUAUAUGCAGUGCAACGAGUUUAUCAAAGUGGCUUGCAGUUACAAACACUCUUUUUAACAAUAAUUUUACUCUCAAAUGAAUGCUAAGUCUGACAUUUUGGAUGAAAUAUCAGUUUUGAUCAAUUUUCCACCAACGUUUGAUGGAAAAUUGCUUACAUUUUAUGAAUGUAGAUUUUGAUUCCCUAAUAAAAAAAGUUAGCAACACUGCUUCAAUGCAUUUGUAUUAGAUUGCGCUACACAAAAUAAACAAAACUAAAUAUUUUCUGUUACAAAAGCAGUUUUCCGGAAAAAUAAAUAGUUUUACGACAACAUUCCACAUCCAUUGCCUUUCGCGUGUUAAAUUAAUGGUUCCUUUUUGCGGGUUUACUUAUAGAAGGUACGUAAAUCUUUAUAUCGCAAUAAUUUCUGCAAUAGGAAAUCCAUAUAGGAAUGUGUUUGUUGGUAAUCAAAUGUGUCAGUGGAAGUAAGCUGAAACUGAAAUAAUUUUUCUCAGACAGUUUUAAGGAAAACGGAAGAGGUUUAGACUACGAGUUUCGCUUUUCUUGAAUUGCAAUUUUAAGCAGUAUGAACCGAUUGGUUUGUUUUCCAGCCAUAUGGAAGAUUUAUUGAUUGAAAUCAGAAAAGGCAUUUGUUUUUACGCACACAUUGUUGACAUUACUCUUGGAUAAAGUCAUUUGUUGGAAGUUCUUAAUUUUAUAAUUGACUUGAAUAUGACAAGUUUCUCACUAAAUCAUAUUGGCAGUUGGCGCUAUUUCCUCAGUUUUAAAUGAAGCAUUCUGAACAUGUAGACUUUGUCUUAAAAUGUCACAUUGCAUACUUUGCUUUUCUAAAAUUAAUCUAGACUGUCGUUUAAAAUGGGCUAAACUUUUUGAACCCUCUUCAUUCCAAUAGUUGACGAAAAAUGACAAAACCUAUAAAGAAAUAUUAUACUAUUGAUAUUAAAAAAAUACUGAAAAACUUCCAUAUCAAGUGCUACACUAAAAAAAUGAGUUUAAAAUUUUAAAAUCUAUUUACAAAAAACUACAAGGAUCAGUCCCAUAGGGUUGUUCGGGCCAUUGAUGUGUAACAAGGCAACCCAAAAUUUCUAAUGAUCGACAUUUUUAAUCACUCGUCACACUUUUGAAUUCGCAAUUGCACAAGAGUCUGCUUAGAUUGAUCUUUAUUAGGAACCAACACCGAACACGUGAACUCAGAAUAUAGACUCUGUUUGUUUAUAUUUGUAUUUGUUUUGUAGCCGACGAAAUUACAUAAAUAUCUCAAAUGUAUGCUAUUACAUCUUUGUACAUACUUGCGAUACGGAUUUCGCUAUUUAAGCUUAUCUUCGCCAAGCUUGUGUUCAAGUUUUGAAUGCAAGCGGUUAUUUUUAUAGCGUUAAGUUUCUCUACCAUUCUUCGAUUUCGGUUGAAUUGAUAAACUUUUUCUCAUUAAUAAUCGGGUUCAUCUUAUAUAAAUUAGAAAUUAAUCUUAUGCACUCAAAAUUUACCCUGGGGUAGUUGUCAAUUUCUCAGGCGGAACGACUUAACAUGGAAUUUUAUUCGAUCUUGCAUGACACAAGAUCAGAGCAUACCAAUCAAAGCUUCAAAUUGUUUUAUGGCACUUUUUGUCGUGCUGUCUAGCAACAACCUACCUCUAGCAUGCUACGCAUAGGACUGAAACAUUAGCCAGGGCCGGUGAAACAUGUUAAACCCAGAUGGGUAAUUUUUCAUACCGGGGAGAAAGACCCACUAUUUUGAAGUAUGUAUUCCUCUAUUCUAAUGGAAAUGAUAUUUAUCCCUAAAAUGUGCAAAGUCGUUUUUUUAAAUAAAAUAUUGUUUCUAUAAAACUUUUCAUGAAACGCGUAAAUUAGAAGUUUGAAGAGUUUUCGGCACAAAGUUUUGAAACAAAAUUUCGCAUCUAAGGUUUAAGCUGGUUUCAAAACCGCUUCUAAUAUUUGUUUUCAAUAUUGAGGCAGCAGUCUUUUGUGAUCCGUUUCAACUUAUUUGUGUCUGCGAACUUUCAAAAUUAUUUCUUUGAGAAUUUUGGUUAUACUGAUCGUUUAGUUUGUUCAGGUUGUUGAUGGAAAGUGCUGAAUUCGUUCAUCCAGUACUCCAUGAUCAUCGAGGUCAUCCUGCAUAUCCUCGAAUACGAAAAAACAAUCGAUUUUCGAUCAAAAUGUGUCUCACCAAAUGCAUAAACAGUCUAGCCACUGAUGUGCAUAACACAUUAAUCAAAAUGUCCCGGGACUGACUCGGAGAUCACGUUCAAAGAACAUAUGUCAAAAUUUAACAUCAAUAGCACCACGAACACUGAAUCUACCGACAUAUAAGUGACGAAUUUAUGAAAAAUGAUAAGUGUGUUCUCCACUAGGAUCCAUUAAAAAUAAAGGUUUGUGGUAUUAUGAUUUUGAACGUGGCCCAAUGAAACAGUCAACCGGAAAUAUUACGCAAGUUUUGAUAAUCGUAAUGUAUGAAGUCCCGGGGUGGCGAUUCAAUGCAUAAGGCACUGGUCUUACAAACCAGCUGUCGUAUGUUCGAGCCCCGACCUGGAACGAUUCUUAGUGUCAGUAGGAUCGUAGCACCAGCCAUGCAAUGGUUCUGUACACUCUGAAUCGGCUGCGAAGUCUGGUGAAACAGAAGGUCAAAUUCCACUACAGAAAUGUAAUACCAAGGCUUUGCUUUUGAUGUAUGAACGCAAAAUCAAAAUUUGUGACAUUAGAUGUGCUGAGGUGGUUAGCAGAUGAACUGUAAAUUCUUUAACGAUCUUGUACGACAAUCUGAGCAUAAAAAAAUCUUUUCCAAAUGGGUGCCGUGUUCGCUCAUAAUCAACAAAAGUCUACCGCAAUAAAAUGGAACUCGUUGGUAUUAAACAGUGGACGAAACAUGGAUCCACUAUUUUUAUCCGGGACUUGGAAAGCCAUCUGAAAAUGUAACAGGUAGCUGGAACAAUCAUGGCAUCAGCUUUUAAGAUGUUCAAGGUAUAAUUAACAUCAACUAUCUUGAACAGGAAAGUACCAUCAGUGAUUAUUACAUUGAGUUAGUGAUGCGAUUGAAGAGCGAAGUAAAGUAAAAAACGGCCUCAUAAGAAUAACAAAGAAAUCACCGUUAACCAAGUCAAUGCACCGUGCCAUAAGUCGAUGAAAACAAUAAAGAAAUUAAACGAAUUGGGCUGCGAUCUGUUUCCUCACCCGCGUUAUUGACAAUUACCUAGCCCCCAGCGAUUGUUUGUCCUUUGCUGAUCAGAAAAUGACAAAUCAUUCCAUAAGGAUGGUAUUGAAAAAUUAUUAAAGUGCUAGAACGAUUGUAUGUCAUUUGAUAAUGAUAAUGUUGAUGAAUAAAAAAUACUCCUGCACACGAAAUUAUGUUUUCCUGGUUAGUUCCUGGACUUUUGGAACGAUGUGUACUAGUCUAUUCGAUACAGAAUCAUGGUUUUUUAUGAGUGAUGUUCAUAAAAGCGAACUUAUGUAUACAAAACUGUCGUAUUUAUUAAAGAAAACCAUGACAAAGAUUUUCGUUACUAACUGAAGUUUCGAUCACCUAUUAUCUGAAAUAUGAUUUUAUAGAUAUAGAUUCAUCUACUCCAAUCGAAGUGUAGAAAUAUUUCUAUCUAAUGCAUUUUAUGUAAUAAUAUGGAAAAUCAAUUAAAAAUGAUUGAGAUAUAGAUGUUCAAAACCUGAGCGCUGUUUGUACGGUUUUCAGCAUUUUGAAUUUUCUCAUCAGUAUAAAAAACUACAAGGAUCAGCCCCAUGGGGUUGUUCGAGCCGUUGAUGUGGAACAAGGCAACCAAAAUUUCCAAUGAUUGACAUUUUCAAUUAAUCGUCACACUUUUGAAUCCGCAAAUGCACAAGAGUCUGCUUAGACCCUUAUUAGGAAUCAACACCAAACACGCGAGCCCAGAUUAUAGACUCUAUUUAUCGUGAUUUGUAUUUGUUUCGUAGCCGACGAAACUACAUCAAUAGCCCAAAUGUAUACAAUUAAAUGUUUGUACAUGCUUGCGAUACGGAUAUCGAUAUUUAAGCUUCUCUUCACCAAGCUUGUGUUCAAGUUUUGUAUGCAAGCAGUUAUUUUUAUAGCGUUUCUCUACCAUUACUACCAUUUUGCGAUUUCAGUUGAAGCGAUAAAAUAUUUCUCAUUAUCAAUCGAGUUCAUCUUAUAUAAAUUAGAAAUUGGUCUUAUGCACUCAAAAUUUACCCUGGGGUAGUUGUCAAUUUCUCAGGCGAAACGACAUAACAUGGGAUUUCAUCCAAUCUUGCAUAACACAAGAUCAGAGCAUACCAAUAAAAGCUUCAAAUCGUUUAUGGCACUUUUUAUCUUGCUGUGUAGCAACAACCUACCUCUAGCAAGCUACGCAUAAGACUGAAACGUUAGCUAUAAUUUCGCUUCUAUUUGUAGAUUCGCUUUUGCUUUGCUUUUGCUUUGAUUGACCAAUCAGAGCGCUGCUUUCCCUUUGAUAUAUCGCUUACUCCUUCAAAACUGUCGACUAUGGCAGGGAAAUCCGGUAUGCCGGAGAUUUUGUGCAGCCGAAAUAGGACACUGCUAGCUAUUAAUCAACAUUUCAAUGAUAUAAAAUUAAAAAUACAUGGCUAUGAACAUUCAAAUCAAUACGUAGAAAUAUUUCCAAUCAUUUUGAUUUUAUUUAUGUGAAGAUAUAGAAGGUGAGACGUGACAAGGCUCAUUUCAUCAUGUAGAAAUCUUUUAGUAACUUAACUUUCACUUUCUACCAGAGAAGUUGACCAUGAACAUCUGCCGGAAAAUUCCAAUAAAGGUCUUCUACCAUUUACUAUUAAGUCCGGCAAUGCUACCAGUAGUUACUUUCUACUUGCUACUGCAUUCUUUUUUUGUCAGUUCGGAAUGUAAAGAGUAAAAAACCUUUAUCGGUAUUUUCCGGUAUAUCAGAGACUCGAAUGAUUCGCAUUGAUGAGAUGCUUAAGCUCGCCUUACAUCCUUACUCCUCUACCUUGAUUCAGCUUCGCUUUUGCAUCGAUUGACCAAUCAGAGCGAUGCUUUCCCUUUGAUGUAUCGCUUACUCCUUCAAAAUCGUCGUCUAUGGCAGGGAAACCCGUAUGUCGGAGAUUUUUAGCAGACAAAAUGGGACACUGCUCGCUACUAAUCAAAAUUUCAAUCAUUUAUAAUUGAAAAUGCGUGGCUUGAUACAUUCAAAUCGAAUCUUAGAAAUAUUUCCAAUCAAAUAAUGAAAUAAUAAUAAUAAUUGAUACUAAAUAGACUGAGCUGUAAGUGUUUAAAACCUGACCACAUUUCUACGUGUGUUUUUCCUUGAGAUUCUGAUUUGCACCCCUAUAUAGAAAAUAAAGAUGUGUUCCACAAAAAAAAAACAUUAGUUUUUGAUAAAAAAUCGAAAACUAAACUAAGCUGAAAGUCAUUAUCAUCCAAGAAUUAUAUGAAUUUCAAUUUAAGAGGAGUAUCAGUAAUGGACAAGAGAAAGUUUUUUUUUAUUCGUAGCUGUCUGUGCUCUAGAACAGACGGAAAAAUUUUUCGCUUGUCAUUUUUCCGUUUUAAUUACAGACAAUAUAGCCCUUCUGAAAGCUGUAAAUGUGUACAGAAAUAGGCUUCACUUUGGGUGAAGCAAAUACUGCUUCGUACAAAUUUAAUUCAUUUCUCAAUUUUCGAAUCUUGCCACGUAAGAUUUGGUAUCUCAAAUUAUUUACCCUUUUUCGAAAUUCAUAACUUAUUAAAAUCUCAAACCAAUUUGAUUGAUUCUGCGAAGCCCAAAACAUGUCUAGAUCAGUACUUACGAAGCAUACUACGAAAUAUUGUGUGUGUGUGUGUGUAAAAAACUUUUGAGAAACUUUCAUUUGAAUUGGUAAUAGCACUUGACUUGAAUUUGUCAAUUAAAUUUGAUUACGUUCCGAACGAACUCUGCGGAUUUAUGAACUAGGUUUGCGUUUCCAAUCACAACUGGCGUUUUUACACAUAAUUUUAAAAACUGCUCGUCCUAAAUAGGAAAUGAAAUGAAAACGGAUAUUCAAUGCACUGGUGAAUUCGCAAUUUUCGUAUGAAUCGAACAGAUGAAAACUCUGUUUCGAAUUACAUUUCGCUCUGAUGAAAAAAAAACAAUUUCACUGAUCUAUUGGGGCCGUCCCCAACGGAAUAAAACGUUAACCGAGUCCUGUCACGCAAGUCCAUGUUCAUUUUAUUAUCCGCACUGCACGUGGGACACCGAAAUUCAUAAGAAACUCAAACAACGGGAUUGUUUUGUGUUUACCCGAAAGCUCUCACCGUUGUUAGCGCAGUUGGCCAUGAGGAACAAUCAUUUUUUUUUGUUUCCCUCGGUUAUUCAUAAACCCAUUCAUCUACGCCACCAUCAGGAUUGCCAUUCUAUCCGAACUGUCAAAUCACGUUCGGGUGCAGGUUGCCUAGACAGAGCAGAUGUUUAUUUUCAAUCUGCAAAAUUAUUGUUAAUCCCGGAAUAAUCUGGCAUAAAAUACAUGCCGGAGAGUAGAUUUCAGGUUCGAGUGACGAACGCGUUUCUCAAAUAUAGUAUGAGUAAAAAAAAUCCAUGCUUUCAGAAAUGGAGAGAGAGGGGUAAUUGAAAACGUCUGUCAGUUCCCUCUGACAAUCUGACACCACUGCGGGUAACCAUUUCAAUCAAUGCCCAAACUCGAUCGAACUAUCAUCCAAAAUGGUCGGAAACGAGUGCUCGCCUGUUCAAGCACUGCUCUGGAUUCCGUUGGUCCCUCCGGAAGAGUAAUUAAAGUUAACAUAUUGAAAUUAAAUCAAACAACUGGAAGGGAUUUUAUCUCUCUCGUACCAGACUGUAAUCAAAACAUGUGAAUUAUUGAACUGUUAAAAAAACACGAUCCAGCCUGUGACGCUCAGCUCUGGGUGGCACUGGACGAAAACCUGGACGCGAGGCGUCACGUAAAAGCAAAUGAGUGUGUAGCAGUGUAAACAACAAAACAACAAAGAACAAAAAAAAUCAGAACAUACAUAAUACUGUAAUCCAAGCGGAUGAUAUAAAUAACGUACUUAAAUGAGCCGAUGGUCGAAGCCCCAAUCGAUGUUCUCUUGCUUGCAUUCAAUGUAAAAAGCCUGUUCCUCUAAAUGUCAGCCGCUGAAGAUUGAACUGUGAAAAACUGUGUGUAGUUUUAGUUGUAAGGCUGAAAACCCGAAAUGGAAAUUUGCAUUGGGAAAUGGUAAUAAAUUUUUUUUCUCCAAAUUAUUGCACUUUUCAAUUUUAUAUGGUCAUACAAUUUGAUGUUUAGCAAAUAAAACGUGAACUUUGAGCUUCGGUAAACAAAUCAAAGAAUGAAAUCCAUACAUUGAAAUUUCUUAGAACUGUUUUUUAGGUCAAUUAAACAUCCACAAAAAAAAUGUUAGGAACUCUGUUUUUACACCAGCAGACUAGCAUCCGAUAAACAAACACGAAACAAAUAAAUAAAUAUAAUCGAAAGUAAAUAAUUUGCAUGUGACGAUGUGUCUUUGUAUAUGUGUCAUAACUUAAACGUGUUUUACACUAUAGUAAAUGGGCAAAUCGGACAACGACCGUUCAUUCAAUAAAUCCAAUUAACUCAUAAUUCGAUCGCAUCAACGGCGGAACUGCAAGCAAAACAAAAUUAAAUAAUAAUAAAACAACAAUUUCGAUUCCGAGGUUAUCCAAGUAUGUCGGUCGGAUGACGGCCAUCGCUCUUUUUUUCAUACUUCGCGAAGCCAUUACCGGCCUGCUUGGAUCGAAAACGCCUAAAACCACACACACAGAAUGCACAAAUCAGCGUGUAAUUGCUUAAUGUUACUCAAUAAUAUGAAAUAAAGUACAAGUCGUACGAGAUAACUCUUAAAAUAUGAAUUAAAACAGAAGCAAUGGUCAAAUUUGGCUGACAUAGGAAUACAGGGCUGUCGAAAAAAAGGAAAAAUGUCAAACAGUCAAAUUUGACCACGGCAUGCUUGCACGAGUCCUAAACCCAACCGUAACAAGUUCAAUAAAGUAGUACAAUUUAUUUUCCAAAAUAUGACCACAA